UACCGGCCUCGUCUCGUAGCCAGUUACCAGCGAUCAGCGUCUCUCCGUGCUCGCCCGAGACCGCGGAUGAGAGCAGGCCCAGCAGCGGUCCAGCGUCGCGAAUUCGAUCCUCGAUCACGUGUGAAUCGUUGGACGGGAUCGGUGAUCACGUCGCUCGUCUUGGGCCGUUUUCGCCUGAUCGCAGCCACGUGACUAGGUGGGCCAUCCGCGGCCUAGACGCAGUGUCGUAAAACAGUGUCGGGCUAGAGCGAUCUACGGUGCGAGAGAGGAAUCGUGGGCUCAGUCGGUGGAGAGGAGAGAGUGUAGAGGGAGAUGAAUGAGCGUGGGAUGCAUUGAACUGGUAGUGGUAGGUCCUCUUCCGUUUGUUUGGUCGCUAGAGUGUAGAGGUAAUAUAUCGUGGACGAUUCGGAUCAGGUUUACGCGACGGUGGUACGUGACAGUUGUGUUGCGAUGAGUUACGGUCAAUUUUUAGCCCCUGCGUAAUGUAAAACAACGCGUACACGAGUCCGCCUUUCUAUCUUUCGCUGUGCACCUUUUUAUCUACUCCUCUGCAAAGUCGAGUGCAAAAGUCAAGGUUAAGGCUGAAGAUUUACGCGUUCGAUAUACCCUAAACGCGUCGUCAGCGAUCGCGUUCGGCAUGGAUCCAAAGAUCGGUCAUCUCGCGAGCAAGCCUAUUAAUCGUCGCUACCGAUUCGCCAGCGCGAGCACGGUCGUGAGGUGUUUCGCAUAGGAAGAGAGCCGCUGACCGGUUAAGGAAAUCGAAAGAUCGCGAGGACUUGGGAAACGAUCGACCUCGAUGCAUCCCUCGCGACCGACGCCAAAAACGGAAUCGUGAUCCCCUUUGUGUUCGCGCGUGUGAAGUGAGAACGAGCUGACAGGCCGAGUGAUAAAUGCGGUUUAGAACCAGGACCCGACGUACCUCGAGCCGGAAGUCGAUGGACUCGCGAAGCUGACGAAAGCCGAUCCACGUAGGCGAUCGUGUAAACGCAGUUCGUUCAUCCGAUUCUUCAGCUGUUUGGUCCACGAGAGUACGUCGUCCGCGCGAGUUCUUCGGCCUUCCGCGAGCUUCUCCCAGUCUCUGCAGCCGGAAAAUGGCGCAUCUCCGACGACCAGCCAGACGGGAGCAUUACAAGCCCUUUGGCAGGAGAAAGGGCUCGGCAGACUCGAACUACUCACAGCCGAGCUCGGAUCUCUCGCUGGACGAGGAGAAAGAGAGCUUGCGUCGCGAGAAGGAGAGGCAGGCCCUCAAUCAACUUGAAAAAGCCAGGACGAAACCGGUAGCGUUUGCAGUGCGGACCAACGUGAGCUAUGACGGAUCCGUCGACGACGAUUCGCCAGUCCACGGCUCGGCUGUCAGCUUCGAGGUCCGUGACUUCCUGCACAUCAAGGAGAAGUACGACAACAACUGGUGGAUAGGUAGGCUCGUGAAAGAGGACUCGGACGUCGGUUUCAUACCAUCCCCGGUGAAAUUGGAGGCCCUGAGGCAGCAGGCGAGCGUCGCACGUGGCACGAAGGGUCUCUAUUCGGCGCGUGGAGGGUCUUCAGGGAACCUUGGCGAGAGUGGUAUGCCCUCACGUGGUUCCACACCACCUACACCAGGUGACGACAGCGACAGCGUGCGCGGCGGUAAGGCAACGUUGACCACGCCACCGGCUAAGGAGAAACGGAAGAACUUCUUCAAGAAGCCGUCCUACGAAACUACCACGCCGUACGACGUUGUACCAUCUAUGAGGCCUGUCGUCCUGGUGGGUCCAUCGCUGAAGGGUUAUCAGGUGACGGACAUGAUGCAGAAGGCGUUGUUCGAUUACUUGAAGCAUCGAUUCCGAGGCAGAAUAAUUAUCACUAGGGUAAUGGCUGACAUUUCACUGGCAAAGAGAUCGUUAUUGAACAAUCCAACGAAACGAGCCAUCAUGGAACGAUCUACCAGCAGGAGCAGCUGCUUGGCGGAGGUUCAAGCAGAGAUAGAGAGGAUUUUCGAGCUCGCCAGGACCCUUCAGUUGGUAGUUUUGGACUGCGACACGAUCAAUCAUCCGUCGCAGUUAGCGAAGACCAGUCUAGCGCCGACGAUCGUCUACCUGAAGAUUUCGUCGCACAAAGUGCUCGAGAGGUUGAUCAAGUCGCGUGGAAAGUCGCAGAUCAGACACCUGAACGUACAAAUCGUGGCUGCCGAGAAACUGGCCCAGUGCCCGCCGGAGAUGUUCGACGUGAUCCUCGACGAGAAUCAGCUGGAGGAGGCUUGCGAGCACGUGGCCGAGUACCUGGAAGCCUACUGGAGAGCCACGCACCCUCAAGUGAUCGCGACUGUGCCACGUCCGAUUCCUGCGCCGGACGCACCCGUCGACGCGCUAACACCCCGCGUCACAUCAGGUGCCCAUCAUGAGAGUUACUACGGCCACGAGCCAAGAGGAUCAGGCGGACACAUGAGCGAGGGCACUCGAAGAUCGAGGCUGGAGAGGAUGGAUCGUGAUCGGGGCGACCGUGGUGAACAGGACUACGGGAACGAGGAGGAAUCGUACGUCAGUGGCGUGGAAUAUGGCAGCACAUCGAGGCGUCGCCAGCAGCAAGACCCGCGCGCAUUGAACGCCAUUUAGGAGCUGGGGCCCCGGGGCCUGUCGCUACAGCGCUGUCCCCACCUGCGCACCACUGCUCUUUAGUGGGGUCGCCACCUGGUACGCUACCGAACGUACGAACGUGCUUACGCUACCGUAGCGAAGAAAAUUGUCGCUCUGGUCUGUUAGUGGGGUUUCUUUCCUGUCGCUACCCGUAAGAUGGUUCAUUUUGUUCGAUCACCGUAUAGAGCUAGACCCCUGUUCGCGCUGUCCCACGUUUAGAGUACGCCUUUCCGUUACGAUACUCUUUAGCCUUAGUGUACGCCAUUGUACGUAUCGCACGAGAGCCACGACACCCCUCCAUGGGGUCCUCAUUUCUAUUUUCGUUCCUCUUUCUGUUCGUUUUGGAUCUAGCUCGACGUAGAUCUCUCCGAUUGCAUCGUUUUUUCUCAUUAUUCGUAUCGACGAGGCGUGCACGCGAGAUUUUCCUUUUUGUUCACGAGAUAGAGCCUCGUAGAGACGCGUCGAGCGUCUUUUGGUAGAGAUCGCUGGACUUUCCAAUCGUAGCUGCUUUUGCCCUGAUUUGCUGGAUUGUUGAAGCGCGCGUGCACGCUCGCGAGGAGAUAUGUACGCGAAUGUUUUUACCGACGUACCCUAUAUUCCGUUGCGAUUUCACGAUACCGUGUACGAGCUUUUCGUACGAGGCCAGAAUUGGCGAACUGGCGUUUUCGUUUUGUCAACCUGGUUCCACGAUAAACGGCGUAAUCGUCGUGACAGAGCAACGUGUCCAUUGCUGUGACAGACAUGUAGAUUCUAUUUUUCGUAAUCGUAUCUCGAUCAAAUGCCUCGUUGAUUUCGGCAACGACCGUUUCGAUCGUACGAUAGUGACCGUACCAAGUAGAGAUCCUGAUCUAGAAACUCAUAGUUGUUGUUCGGGCAUACAGAGUAAAAUGGCUUUUUUCCGUUAUCCCUCGUUUUACAGAAUUUUCACAUAAGUUACAUGUUCGUUCACGUAAGCGGAGAGUGUGUGAGAGAGAAAGAGAGAGAGAGAGAGAGAGAGAGAGAGAGAAUGAGAGAGAGACGGAGCGUGCGUGGCCAACGAAAACUUUCACGAGCAUUUUUUCCAACAGGAAUUCCGCAAAACGAUGGGCGGGUUGAAACGAUAAUCGAUUGUCCUUGUCGAUGUGGUACGCACAGGAUAAAUCCCCCAUUCGCGGAGCCAGCUCAACGAGAUGAGUAGAAACGAGAAAAAUCGCGUGAACAUACCAAAGAAACACAGAUUUGUGAGAAAGAGAGAAAAAGAGAGAGAGAGAGAGAGAGAGAGAGUGUGAGAAAGAGAUGGAAAAGGGUAUGAAAGAGAAGAAGCGAGAGAGGCAGAGAGAAAGAGAAAAACAGCCCUGGGGCCUUAAUUUUUGCGCUGACUCCUCCCGGGCCCCUAUACCCACCCCCACGAGAAGCAUCGGAUUCUGAGAUCGAUGAUAUAUCAACCAGCUAGGAAUAUACUCGUGAAUCGGCAUCGGGUCUUUAUUAACGGCGCGAGAACUUCGCUCGAAAUUAGGUAGACGAUCGUUUGGAGCUAACGAUACGAUAAAUGAAACGCAAAACGAAACGCAAAACGAAACGUGAAUCGAAGAGUGCGUGAAACGAGAAUCGAGAGAAGCGGAGAGAAAAAUCGAGGAAAGGAAAAAUAGGAGAAAAAAUGGAUAAACGUGAGAAACGAGAAAGCUCGACGCGAAUUUCGCGUGGAAUUCUUACAAUUCGGCCGGCGGAACAGCGAUAGUUGCUUCCACUUAGAGAAAUAUGGCGGAGAGGGUGAAAAAAUGCGAAAUAGAAAAAGAGAUGAUGGAGAGUCACUCUAGUCGAUUACCUUAGGAUCGAUUCGCAUGGUUAAAUUCUUAUUAUAGAAAUUUCGAGAUUCCGCGGCGUGCUAGUCGACGGAAUUUCAACGAUUUUCACGCUCGAGCACGGGAGAAACGUAAAACGAAACGAAUUAACGUGCGUGGCGAUGGGUUUGGAUUGAUCUGAUAAUCAUUAUCGUUCGCGAUUGAAAGUUUUCGAUUAUCGAUACGAUGGCGCGUUGAUGAUCGCCGCGCUAGGCCGACGUGUUUAUACGUUUUAUUAGAGUCUAUUUGGUGAAAAAGAAUACACACGCAAACAUACACGCACGCUACACAUGCGCGUACAGACAUACACGGACACACGUACACGAGGACACGGUGAAACACAUUUUGUGUAUAUAGUAUACAUACAUAAAUAAUAUUAUAUAUAUUGUAUACGUAUGCACGCAGUGAACACUUCCACCUUUGUCACUCGACAGAUUCCGAUCGUGGUAACGACACGCGAGAGUGAGAGCGAAUGAACGAGAAAAUGACGAGGUAUGGAGUGAAAGUGAAAGAGAGCGAAGGAAAAUGAUACUAUACCAUAGAGAUCGAUAGAUAUCGUGUAAAUAUUGUAAGAAGCCUUUAAACGAAAACGAGUCCUUUCCGUUUCGAUUUUGUCGCGAAUGCAGCGUCGUCGACUGCAUCGAGGAUCACGUUUAACGCUGAUGCCGAGUAUUUGUCAGAUUUCUCAUUGUUUUUACGGAUUUUCGACACUUUCGGUCCUCGUGAUCAAGCGUGGACGCUUUCUUCACGCACUACGAACUCGCUGCAAUUAAAGUACGAGAGAUAUUUAUCGAAUAAUCGAAUCGACGCAUACACGUGUACACGCAAACACAUUCGCAAACACACACAUACACGUACACGUACAUAUACAAGCAUAGACACACGCAGAGACACUUGAUCAUGCCACCUACACGAGUCCAAUGAUGGCAACCGAUAUUACCGAUCGUGUAAAUUGGACUAUUUUCUUUUUAGAGGCACGCAUCAACGUUGUUUCUUAAGUAGAACGAACGAAUCUCGGGCACGCCGUUCUUCGCAAAAAUAGCCUUGCACAC
Eufriesea mexicana is the source of this 5484-nucleotide messenger RNA. RefSeq names its product Calcium channel protein beta subunit (gene Ca-beta). Gene Ontology annotation, biological process: calcium ion transmembrane transport. The record is from RefSeq and is a predicted model, not a curated record. Gene Ontology annotation, cellular component: voltage-gated calcium channel complex. Gene Ontology annotation, molecular function: voltage-gated calcium channel activity; protein binding. Lineage: Eukaryota; Metazoa; Arthropoda; Insecta; Hymenoptera; Apidae. The transcript is spliced from 11 exons. Bases 1092 to 2591 code for a protein of 499 amino acids.